ACCACCUCCACAGAGUACCCAUGCACACACACACCACGCAUCCUAACCUCUGUGGACGUUAAAGCUCUGCAGCUCUGACACGAUGGAUUUUUUGGACAGCGGCUACCUGGACGCGCGCUCUCCCUACGACAACACCUUUAAUUUUUGGAACGACUACCUCGGUUUGUCGACACUUGUCGCCAAAAAUAAGAUCAACAGUCCGUCCUGCAGCCCCAACUCCAUCACGGAGUCUCUAAAAGCGACUCUGGGCUUGGAGGACGACUCUCCGGUUUGCUCCUGCGUAAUUGGGCACGGCCGGGACAGCGACGGACACUUGGACUGCUGCUGCGCGGCCCCGGGCUCCCCGCCGAUCUCCAUCUAUGAUCUCAAGGAGCGCAUCUCGCUCCUCAGGCCGUACGAGCCCCUCGACUCGCCGCUGGGGGACAGAGAUUCCCCCUCGUACGGGGGAAGCUUCGCCGGCCUGGACCUGCUCUCCAUGGACAGGCGGCGCAAACAGACGCAGAGGGGGAAACCGGAGCCGAAGGUGUGCGUCUUCUGUCGGAAUAACGGCGCGCCGGAGGAAGUUUACGGCACCCACAUCCUGAAGACGGCGGACGGCAGAGUCCUGUGCCCCAUCCUGCGGGCGUACACCUGCCCCCUCUGCAGCGCAAACGGCGAUAAUGCGCACACCAUCAAGUACUGCCCGCUGUCCAAAGACCACCCGAGCCAGAGAGUGGCCAAGGGGGGCAGAGCGAUCGGAAAAAGGCUGAAAAUCUUCUAAAUUUGCACCGUAAAUUACUCGUGCGUAUGUGCGUGUGUGGCGGUCUUUUUGCCCCACUUCAUGCACAAAACAAGUCCGGAGAAUCAGAUUCAACCCUUUGAAACUUGGAGCGACAUCACUUUUCAUGUGCUGC
Molecule: messenger RNA, 893 nt
Organism: Plectropomus leopardus (leopard coralgrouper)
Lineage: Eukaryota; Metazoa; Chordata; Actinopteri; Perciformes; Serranidae
Source: RefSeq, a predicted model, not a curated record